Notolabrus celidotus (New Zealand spotty) is the source of this 1843-nucleotide messenger RNA. RefSeq names its product XK, Kell blood group complex subunit-related family, member 7 (gene xkr7b). The record is from RefSeq and is a predicted model, not a curated record. The transcript is spliced from 4 exons. Gene Ontology annotation, biological process: engulfment of apoptotic cell; apoptotic process involved in development; phosphatidylserine exposure on apoptotic cell surface. The coding region runs from base 1 to 1836 and encodes 611 amino acids. NCBI's taxonomy places the organism in Eukaryota, Metazoa, Chordata, Actinopteri, Labriformes, Labridae. Gene Ontology annotation, cellular component: plasma membrane.
AUGGCCGCUAAGUCGGAUGGAGCAGCGGUGUCUGUGGAAGAUGACAACACGCCCAGGAGCCUCUCGGAGCCGGGGAUCCCCGCUGCCCGGCCCCGGUGCAGCGCCGCCGGUGGGAAGCCGUACACUCUGCUGGACUGCUGCUGGGUCCUCUGCGCCCUGCUGGUCUUCUUCUCCGACGGCGCGACCGACCUGUGGCUGGCCGCAGACUACUACCUGAGAGGGGACUACUGGUGGUUCGGCUUGACGCUCGUCUUCGUCGUGGUGCCCUCCGCUGUGGUCCAGGUUUUGAGUUUCAGGUGGUUCGUGUACGACUACACGGAACUGAGCGGCGGGGACGGAUCAGCGAGCGGCAGCGGGACGGACGCGGCGGCGGCAGGCGCGGCAGGCGCGGCAGCCACGCUCGAUGACAACAGUUUAAGCACCAAGGACAGCGACCAGCGCGGUGGGAGCGCGGCGGCGGGGAACGCUGCGAAUGCAACCCCGGUUUACACGUCCUCUACCCCGCCUGCGACGUCUGGGAGAGUCGCUACCCCACGGAGGUGCUGCACCAUCUGCAUGUGGGUCUUUCAAUCCGUGCUUCACGUCCUGCAGCUGGGGCAAGUGUGGAGGUACAUCCACGCCCUCUACCUGGGCGCCCAGAGCCGCUGGCACGGCAACGGGACCCGCCGCCACUUUCAUUGGCGGCUGAUGUUCGAGAGCGCUGACAUCACCAUGCUCCGCCUCCUGGAAGCUUUCCUGAAGUCUGCGCCGCAGCUCGUCCUCCAGCUGAGCAUCAUGAUCCACGGAAACACCGUCCUCCCUCUGCAGGGCCUCUCAGCCUCCGCCUCCCUCGUGUCUCUGGCUUGGAUGAUCGCUUCCUACCAGAAGGUUCUCCGGGACUCCCGUGACGACAAGCUGCCCAUGUCCUACAAGGCUGUGAUCACCCAGAUGUUGUGGCACUUCUUCACGAUCGGGGCGAGGACCGUGGCCUUCGCCCUUUUUGCCUCCGUCUUCCAGCUCUACUUCGGCAUCUUCAUCGUCAGCCACUGGUGUGUCAUGACCUUCUGGAUCAUCCAAGGUGAGACCGACUUCUGCAUGUCCAAGUGGGAGGAGAUCAUCUACAACAUGGUGGUCGGCAUCAUCUACAUCUUCUGCUGGUUCAACGUAAAAGAAGGCCCCAGCCGUUUUCGAAUGACCGUCUACUACUCUGUGACCCUGGCUGAGAAUGUGGCGCUGACCGCCGCCUGGUACACAUACCGCGGCCCGCACACCUCCGACUCCUACGCCCUGGUGGUGGUGUGCCUGGUGGCCUGCAGCUUCGCCCUGGGAACCUUCUUCAUGUUGGUGUACUACUGCUGGCUGCACCCAGACGGGCCUGUUCUGGGCUCGCAGUGGGGAGGGUGUGUGGACGAGGGCUUGGUGGGUGCCGGAGGGGUAGCGGGAGUCAUUGAUGCUUGCCUCACCCCUUCUCAAGGAUCCCAAACAGACAUGGUCAUUACCAGCCCUCCAAGGACUCUCCCCAGGACUAAAGACACAGGGGAGUCGGUCCCUGGGGAGCGAGACAAAGACAGAGACAGGGACAGUUGCCUACCUAUCUUCCAGGUACGUCCCUCCCCUUCGUCGUCUCCUGCGCUCCUUCACAGGACCUCCUCUUCAUCCCGCUCACAGGAGGGCCCUGUGAUACGGAUCGACCUCCCUAGAAAGCGAUAUCCAGCUUGGGAUGCUCACUUUAUCGAUCGACGCCUGCGCAAAACCAUUCUGCUGCUGGAGACCACAUCAGCUGUCAGCCCCAGGAUACAGUACCGGAGUAGCAUGAUGGGCAGCAAAGAGGUAUUAGAGUAUGAGACAACUGUCUAAGCCAGCA